Molecule: messenger RNA, 677 nt
Organism: Staurois parvus
Lineage: Eukaryota; Metazoa; Chordata; Amphibia; Anura; Ranidae
Source: the annotation of a GenBank genome assembly
ACACUAUAUUGCCAAAAGUAUUGGGACCCCCCUCCAAAUCAUGUGAUUCAGGUGUUCCAAUUACCUCCAUGGACACAGGUGUAUAUAAUCAAUCACCUAGGCAUGCAGACUGCUUCUACAAACAUUGGUGAAAAAAUGGGUCGCUCUCAGGAGCUCAGUGACUCCAAGCGUGGUCCCGUGAUAGGUUGUCACCUGUGCAAUAAGUCCAUCCGUGACAUUUCCUGGCUACUAAAUAUUCCACGGUCAACUGUUAGGGGUAUUAAAUCAAAGUGGAAGCAAUUGGGAACAACAGCAACUCGAAGUGGUAGGCCACGUAAAAUGACAGGACGGAGUCAGUGUUUGCUGAAGCGCACAGUGCGCAGAAGUCACCACCUGUAUGCAGAGUCAAUAGCUAAAGACCUCUAAACCUCAUGUGCCCUUUAGAUUAGCACAACAGUGCAUAGAGAGCUUCAUGGAAUGGGUUUCCAUGGCCAAGCAGCUGCAUCCAAGCCUUACAUCACCAAGUGCAAUGCAAAGCGUCAGAUGCAGUGGUGUAAAGCACACCACCACUGGAUUCUAGAGCAGUGGAGAUGUGUUCUCUGGAGUGAUCAAUCAUGCUUCUCUGUCUGGUAACCUGAUGGGCGUGUCUCCGUUUGGUAGUUGCCAGGAGAACAGUACUUGCUUGACUUGUGCCAGCU